AUGGCGGACGAUGGAUCGGCCCAGGAUGAAUCUGUAAAAGUUGUCAAGUUCAACUACAUGUGGACAAUCAACAACUUUUCUUUCUGCAGGGAAGAAAUGGGAGAGGUGUUAAAAUCGUCGACAUUCUCAGCUGGCGCGAGUGACAAAUUGAAAUGGUGUCUUCGUAUCAAUCCGAAAGGUUUGGAUGAGGAAUCACGAGAUUAUCUCUCACUCUACCUCCUUCUGGUGCAGUGCGCCAAGAGCGAAGUUCGAGCCAAGUUCAAAUUUUCUAUAUUAAAUGCCAAACGGGAAGAAACUAAAGCAAUGGAAUCUCAACGAGCAUAUCGAUUCGUGCAAGGCAAGGAUUGGGGGUUUAAGAAGUUUAUUCGACGAGAUUUUUUGCUAGACGAGUCAAAUGGCCUUUUACCAGAUGACCGAUUAAGUAUUUUCUGUGAAGUUUCUGUGGUAGCUGAAACGGUGAAUGUUACCGGACAAACCAGUGCUCAGCAGUUUAAGGUACCACCUUGUCGACUUUCUGAAGAUCUUUCGGCGCUUUUCGAGAGUAAACAAUUCAGCGAUUGUACACUGGUGGCAAACUGCAAGUCGGGCGUUCCGCAAACGUUCCAUGUACAUAAAGCGAUCCUAGCCGCUCGAUCACGCGUUUUUCAUGCUAUGUUCGAGCACAAUAUGACAGAGUCGGAACGGAAUGAGGUCGCCAUCGAUGAUGUCGAGCCUGAAGUGUUACGAGAGAUGCUGUGCUUCAUGUAUACUGGCAGCUCUCCGUGUGUCGAUCAAAUGGCGCAGCAUCUCAUCGCUGCCGCCGACAAGUACCAUCUCGAUCGUUUGAAAGUAAUGUGUGAGCAGGCAUUGUGUGCGGCUUUAACUUCUGAGAACGCUUGCGUGACUCUGGUACUUGCCGAUCUUUACUCAGCUGAACAGCUGCGAACUCAUGCCAUCAACUAUAUUAACGUCAAUGCCACGGAGGUAAUGAAUUCGGAGGGCUGGAAAGAUCUGAUUAAGGAACAUCCGUCGCUGUUGGCUGAGGUGUUUAAGGCACUCGCGACACAGCAAACGCCUCCAGUUGUGCUGGCCGGUCCACUGAAGAAGCGAAUUAAACACUGUCCAUACUGA
Molecule: messenger RNA, 1110 nt
Organism: Angiostrongylus costaricensis
Lineage: Eukaryota; Metazoa; Nematoda; Chromadorea; Rhabditida; Metastrongylidae
Source: the annotation of a GenBank genome assembly